AUGAGCUCGAGACGCCUCUCCCCGAGCCUAGCCCGGUCGCCCUCGAUUCUCUCCGAGCGCCGGGAUAUGCGCAGACUGUCCGGACUCUCAGUUACCUCCCCAAGUGAUCCAGAUCCCUCACCAACACCCGACACACAAGCGCCAGGCAUCACAGAAGAGAUUAGUGAGAUUAAGCGAUAUGAAGAUUUCAGCACAAUAGAUUGGGUCCAAGAUGCCCUAUACGAACAGAGUCGUCGACGAGCCAAGCGGAGGAGCGGUACCGGAUUCUGGGACCAGGAAGGUGUUCUUAGCUGGAGACGCAAGCUAAAGGAAUCCUAUGCUGCUGGUCAAGCGUGGCUCGUCGUUACUCUGGUUGGUAUCGCGAUUGGACUCAACUCCGCGGUUUUGAAUAUAAUCACUGAGUGGUUAUCUGAUAUCAAGCUGGGUCAUUGUACAACAGCAUUCUAUUUGAAUCAACAGUUCUGCUGCUGGGGUUCAGAGGGAGGCUGCCCUGAAUGGAAAACCUGGACUUCCUUCGGGUUCCUCAAUUACAUCAUCUACUUAUUUUUUGCGGUCUUCCUUGCUUUCGUCGCAGCGAUUCUCGUCAAAACCUUUGCUCCAUAUGCUGCGGGAUCCGGCAUUUCAGAGAUCAAAUGCAUCAUCGCGGGAUUCGUAAUGAAGGGCUUCUUAGGUGCCUGGACUCUCAUUAUUAAGUCGAUUGCUUUGCCUUUGGCUAUUGCUUCUGGUCUCUCUGUUGGCAAGGAGGGACCAAGCGUCCAUUUUGCCGUGUGUACGGGAAAUGUGAUUUCGCGGUUCUUUAGCAAAUAUAAGCGAAAUGCUUCCAAGACGAGAGAGAUUCUAACUGCAUCAGCUGCGGCCGGCGUGGCUGUUGCUUUUGGUAGUCCGAUUGGAGGAGUGCUUUUCUCGUUGGAGGAAAUGGCUAAUUAUUUCCCACUCAAAACCCUCUGGCGUAGCUACUUCUGCGCCUUAGUGGCCACCGGUGUUCUGGCGGCUUUGAACCCCUUCAGAACUGGUCAGCUGGUCAUGUUCCAGGUCUCAUACGACCGUACCUGGCAUUUUUUCGAGCUCAUAUUCUUCGUGUUCCUCGGUGUCUUUGGUGGACUCUAUGGAGCAUUUGUUAUCAAAUGGAAUCUCCGAAUGGCUGCCUUCCGCAAGAAAUACCUGGGCACGCAUCCUAUUGGCGAGGCCGUGUUCCUGACAGCCCUUACCGCAAUUCUAUGUUAUCCGAACAUGUUUCUGAAGAUCAACAUGACUGAAAUGAUGGAGAUUCUCUUCCGUGAAUGUGAAGGCGGACAUGACUAUCACGGGCUUUGCGAAGAUAAGAAUCGCUGGACAAUGGUGGUUUCACUAGCCAUUGCCACGAUCUUGCGCACUGGGCUAGUCAUCAUUUCCUAUGGCUGCAAGGUACCGGCUGGUAUUUUCGUGCCAUCUAUGGCUAUUGGGGCUUCAUUCGGUCGCAUGAUAGGAAUCAUGGUGAAGGCCUUACACGAAUCAUACCCUCAGUCUGCCUUUUUUGCGUCUUGCGAGCAGGACGUCCAGUGCAUUACGCCAGGCACAUACGCCUUCUUAGGUGCCGGAGCCGCACUGAGCGGAAUAAUGCAUCUCACCAUCUCCGUGACGGUCAUCAUGUUUGAAUUGACAGGAGCUCUCACCUAUAUUCUCCCGACGAUGAUCGUGGUGGGAGUCACCAAAUUCGUCAGUGAAAGAUUCGGAAAUGGCGGUAUUGCAGACCGCAUGAUCUGGUUCAACGGCUUUCCAUUCCUAGAUAACAAGGAAGACCAUGUCUUCAACGUUCCAGUCUCCCACGCAAUGACUACAGACCCGCUCUACUUACCCGCAUCAGACUUCCCCGUCCGGGAAGCAGAGCAUUUACUAAACGACAACAAAUUCCAGGGCUUUCCGAUAGUUGAAGACCGGAGCAGCAAGACUCUAGUCGGCUACAUAGGCCGUACAGAGCUGCGCUACGCCAUCGACCGCGCCCGCAGCGAGGGACUCGUCUCCCCCCGAGCGCGGUGCGUCUUCACCGAAGAAGCAGCCGAUGCAAACGUUGUGCGGCGAGCAUCAGCUCCACGACAAAGCGCAGCAGACACAUUUGACGCCAUAGAAACAAGUGUCGGUGCUGGCUUUGUCAAUUUCUCCCGCUACGUCGACCACACCCCGCUAACCGUGCACCCGCGUCUCCCCCUCGAGACCGUAAUGGAGAUCUUCAAGAAGAUGGGUCCGCGGGUCAUUAUUGUCGAGCACCGCGGCCGCUUAGCGGGGCUGGUGACUGUCAAGGAUUGUCUGAAGUAUCAAUUUAAGGUUGAGGCUGAGGAACACGCGCUGGCCGCGACUAGUUCCUCGGAGUAUUCUGCUUUGGGUGGGCAUUUGAAUGGGUCUGCACCCGAGGCGUUGGAGGAUCGAUUAUGGCGGUUUAUUCAGACAGCUGUCGGAGUUGUAUCUAGGUUUGGUGGGAAACAAUUUCCUGUCAGACCGCGUGAGCGAGGUCAGGCCCGCACGACUGAUAUUUUGGAUGGGACGGAGAAUGAGGGUUUGGUUGAGUUGGAGGAGAGGGAUCACUGA
Molecule: messenger RNA, 2562 nt
Organism: Penicillium taxi
Lineage: Eukaryota; Fungi; Ascomycota; Eurotiomycetes; Eurotiales; Aspergillaceae
Product: chloride channel protein
Exons: 7
Coding region: 1-2562 (853 amino acids)
Biological process (GO): intracellular copper ion homeostasis; chloride transport; transmembrane transport
Cellular component (GO): fungal-type vacuole; endoplasmic reticulum; early endosome
Molecular function (GO): voltage-gated chloride channel activity
Source: RefSeq, a predicted model, not a curated record